Gracilinanus agilis (Agile Gracile Mouse Opossum) is the source of this 3351-nucleotide messenger RNA. RefSeq names its product ELKS/RAB6-interacting/CAST family member 1 (gene ERC1). NCBI's taxonomy places the organism in Eukaryota, Metazoa, Chordata, Mammalia, Didelphimorphia, Didelphidae. The transcript is spliced from 18 exons. Gene Ontology annotation, cellular component: cytoskeleton of presynaptic active zone. Gene Ontology annotation, molecular function: structural constituent of presynaptic active zone. The coding region runs from base 1 to 3351 and encodes 1116 amino acids. Gene Ontology annotation, biological process: maintenance of presynaptic active zone structure; regulation of synaptic plasticity; neuromuscular synaptic transmission. The record is from RefSeq and is a predicted model, not a curated record.
AUGUAUGGGAGUGCUCGUUCAGUUGGUAAAGUUGAACCAAGUAGUCAGAGUCCUGGGCGUUCACCUAGGCUUCCUCGUUCCCCUCGUUUGGGCCACCGCCGAACCAACAGCACUGGAGGGAGUUCUGGAAGCAGUACCGGAGGUGGCAGUGGUAAAACUCUUUCAAUGGAAAAUAUCCAGUCCUUAAAUGCCGCCUAUGCCACAUCAGGGCCUAUGUACUUAAGUGAUCAUGAAAAUAUGGGUCCAGAUACACCUAAAAGCACCAUGACUCUUGGCCGUUCUGGGGGCCGACUGCCUUAUGGUGUUAGGAUGACUGCUAUGGGCAGCAGCCCUAAUAUUGCUAGCAGUGGGGUUGCCAGUGACACCAUAGCAUUUGGAGAACAUCAUCUCCCUCCUGUGAGUAUGGCAUCCACUGUACCUCAUUCACUGCGCCAGGCGAGGGAUAAUACGAUUAUGGAUCUACAGACACAAUUGAAGGAAGUGUUACGGGAAAAUGAUCUGUUACGGAAGGACGUGGAGGUGAAGGAGAGUAAAUUGAGUUCUUCAAUGAAUAGUAUCAAGACCUUUUGGAGUCCUGAACUGAAGAAGGAACGAGCCUUGAGAAAAGAUGAAGCUUCCAAAAUCACUGUUUGGAAGGAACAAUAUAGAGUUGUACAAGAAGAAAAUCAGCACAUGCAGAUGACAAUCCAGGCUCUCCAGGAUGAAUUGCGGAUCCAGAGGGACCUAAACCAGCUAUUUCAGCAAGACAGUAGUAAUAGAGCUAAUGAACCCUUUGCAGCAGAGCUGACAGAGGAGAACUUUCAGAGACUACAUGCUGAACAUGAGAGGCAAGCCAAGGAACUCUUCCUUCUUCGUAAGACCCUUGAAGAAAUGGAGUUGCGUAUUGAGACUCAGAAACAAACAUUGAAUGCUCGAGAUGAGUCUAUAAAAAAGCUCUUGGAGAUGUUGCAGAGUAAGGGACUGUCUGCCAAAGCAACUGAAGAAGACCAUGAGAGGACAAGACGACUGGCUGAGGCAGAGAUGCAUGUACACCAUCUGGAAAGUCUCCUGGAGCAAAAGGAAAAAGAGAACAACAUGUUGAGAGAGGAGAUGCAUCGGAGAUUUGAGAAUGCUCCUGACUCUGCUAAAACAAAAGCCCUGCAAACUGUUAUUGAAAUGAAGGAUUCAAAAAUUUCCUCCAUGGAGCGUGGGCUCCGAGAUUUGGAGGAGGAAAUCCAGAUGUUGAAAUCUAAUGGAGCUUUGAGUACAGAAGAAAGAGAAGAAGAGAUGAAACAAAUGGAAGUCUAUCGCAGCCAUUCCAAAUUCAUGAAAAACAAGGUAGAGCAACUGAAGGAGGAGCUAAGUGCCAAAGAGACUCAAGGGGAAGAGCUGAAAAAGAGAGCGGCUGGUCUCCAGGCUGAGAUCGGUCAGGUGAAACAAGAGCUGUCUCGAAAGGACACAGAACUCUUAGCCUUGCAGACAAAGCUAGAAACACUUACAAAUCAAUUCUCAGAUAGUAAGCAACAUAUUGAAGUGCUAAAGGAAUCAUUGACUGCUAAGGAACAGAGAGCUGCCAUCUUACAGACAGAGGUAGAUGCACUUCGAUUAAGGUUGGAGGAAAAGGAGACUAUGCUGAAUAAGAAGACAAAACAGAUACAAGAGAUAGUUGAAGAGAAAGGAACUCAAGCAGGAGAAAUACAUGAUCUGAAGGAUAUGCUGGAUGUGAAGGAGCGGAAAGUCAAUGUUCUACAGAAGAAGAUCGAAAAUCUUCAGGAACAACUUAGAGAUAAGGAGAAACAAAUGAGCAAUUUGAAGGAACGAGUCAAAUCUCUACAAGCUGAUACCACCAAUACUGACACUGCAUUGACUACACUGGAAGAAGCCCUUUCAGAGAAGGAAAGGACAAUUGAACGAUUGAAGGAGCAGCGGGACAGAGAUGAGCGGGAGAAACAAGAAGAGAUUGACAAUUAUAAGAAAGACCUCAAGGAUUUGAAGGAAAAAGUUAGCCUCUUGCAAGGAGACCUCUCUGAGAAAGAGGCUUCACUCUUAGACCUCAAGGAACAUGCUUCUUCUCUGGCUUCCUCAGGACUAAAGAAAGAUUCAAGACUUAAGACACUGGAGAUUGCUUUGGAGCAGAAGAAAGAAGAGUGUCUGAAAAUGGAAUCACAAUUGAAAAAGGCACAUGAAGCAACACUAGAAGCCAGAGGCAGUCCAGAAAUGAAUGACCGAAUCCAGCAGUUAGAGAAGGAAAUUACACAGCAUAGAGAUGAAUCCAGUAAGUCCCAGGCAGAGGUAGACCGUCUUCUGGAAAUUUUAAAGGAGAUGGAAAAUGAGAAGAAUGAUAAAGAUAAGAAGAUAGCUGAGCUGGAGAGACAAAUAAAAGACCAAAAUAAGAAGGUUGCCAAUCUGAAACACAAGGAGCAAGUGGAGAAAAAGAAGAGCGCGCAGAUGCUUGAGGAGGCUCGGCGGAGGGAAGACAAUCUCAAUGACAGCUCUCAGCAGCUCCAGGACAAUCUCCGUAAGAAGGAUGACAGAAUUGAAGAACUGGAAGAGGCACUAAGGGAAAGUGUACAGAUAACUGCUGAACGAGAAAUGGUGCUAGCCCAAGAGGAAUCAGCCAGAACCUUUGCUGAAAAACAGGUGGAGGAAUUGAUGAUGGCUAUGGAAAAGGUAAAACAGGAACUAGAAUCCAUGAAAGCAAAGCUAAUUUCUACUCAACAAUCAUUAGCAGAGAAGGAAACUCAUUUGACCAAUCUUCGGGCAGAAAGAAGGAAACAUUUGGAAGAAGUCUUGGAGAUGAAGCAAGAAGCUCUCCUUGCUGCCAUUAGUGAAAAAGAUGCCAACAUAGCUCUUUUGGAGCUUUCCUCCUCCAAGAAGAAGACGCAAGAUGAGGUAGCUGCAUUGAAACGUGAGAAGGAUCGUCUGGUUCAGCAGCUGAAACAGCAGACUCAAAAUCGCAUGAAGCUGAUGGCUGACAAUUAUGAGGAUGAUCACUUCAAGUCUUCUCAUUCCAGCCAAACCAACCACAAACCCUCCCCAGACCAGAUAAUCCAGCCCCUCUUAGAACUUGACCAGAACCGCAGCAAAUUGAAGUUGUACAUUGGACAUUUGACGUCCCUCUGCCAUGACAGAGAUCCCCUGAUCCUGCGAGGACUUAGUCCACCUUCUUCCUAUCACCUGGACGAUGAUCGGGCAGCUUGGGAAAGUGAGCUGCAGAAGAUGACCCAGGAGCAGCUUUGCAGUGAAUUAGAAAAGGGUGAGCGAGACAAUGCAGAACUGCAGGAAUUUGCCAACGCCAUACUUCAACAGAUAGCCGAUCACUGCCCCGACAUCCUGGAACAAGUGGUCAAUGCACUAGAGGAGUCCUCCUGA